Xiphophorus hellerii (green swordtail) is the source of this 1583-nucleotide messenger RNA. Its product is annotated as CUB and zona pellucida-like domain-containing protein 1. NCBI's taxonomy places the organism in Eukaryota, Metazoa, Chordata, Actinopteri, Cyprinodontiformes, Poeciliidae. The coding region runs from base 16 to 1110 and encodes 364 amino acids. The transcript has 6 exons. The record is from RefSeq and is a predicted model, not a curated record.
AACAUAGUUUCUUCCAUGGUUCAAAGUAUUUUCUCUUGUUUGCUGCAAUUCAGGUAUUACAACAUCUAUCACUCAGAGCUGCGGUGUGUGACUGUUGAUGUUGGUCACCAUGAGGCUGUUGUGACCUGCAAUGAAACAACUAUGACUAUAGAAAUGGCAAAGACCUACACCAUCAAACGCAACGAGGACAACCUGCAUCUAAAUAGCUUCACUGAUUCUUCUUGUGACCUCAAAAGACUCUCCAACGAAACCCAUGUGGUGGUUAUCAUGGAGCUGGGCGCAUGUGGGACAUAUGUUCAGGAGGAUGAAGAUAGGAUAUACUUUCAGAAUGAAAUCACUUCAGCUGACCCAAAUAAAAUCAUUUCCAGGCAGCACAAUGUCGAAAUUGCCUUUUCCUGCUCCUACCCAAAGCGAACCAACCUGACCCUGGGAUUCAGACACAAAAACCCGUACGCCUUCAGAGAGAAAGGCUUUGGUGCUUUCACCUUCCAGUUUGAAUUCUUUGAGAGCCAGCGCUUCAGCAAGCAAGUAGACGCCAGCAGCUACCCGGUGGAGGUUUACCUGAAGCAGAUGAUCUACAUGCAGAUCGAGGCCACCUCGUCCAUCCCAAACACUGAGCUGUUUGUGGAAUCCUGCAAGGCGGCUCCCUACGACAACCCCAACUCCCGCAUCAGCUACACCAUCAUCGAAAACGGAUGUGUGAAGGACAGAACAGUGCAAAUCUACCAAAGCUCAAAGUCUCAGUUCAGGUUUGGCAUGGAGGCUUUUGAGUUCAUCGGAGCUCACGAGGAGGUUUACAUCACCUGUUCGGUCCUCCUGUGUGAGAUCGGCGCUCCUGGAACUCGAUGCUCUCAGGGAUGCAUUACAUCAAACUCAAGGAACAAUCGCAAGAAGAGGGACGCUACAGCUGAGACAAGCAGCCACUCCAUUUCCCAGGGUCCUUUGCACCUUGCUAGGACUAAAGAUGCCAAAGCGACUGGACCAAACCUGAGCCUGGGCCUGAACAUGGUCUUCAUCGUCGGCUGCCUGCUGGCGUGUGGAGUGGUUGUCUACCGAUCUAGAAGAGCCAAAGCUAAAUACCAACUGCUGGCAACCUCUGAGACAGACUGAGCUCAGAUCUGCUGCUUCCUUAGUUUCUGUCUUUUUCUCUACUGGUGGUUUGAAUGAUAAUUACUCCAUAUGGUAAAAAAGAUAACACUAUUUGAAAAUAAAACACUAAACCUUAUGUGUGGGAUGAAAUAAUGUGGAUGUUUUUGAAUAUAUUUCUGAUUGUUUUGAAAAUUAAUUUACAGAAUUUUGAACAUGACAAAGCUGAGCUAUAUAUCAGCAAUAUCCCUCAUUUUUCAAGUUAUUUUACUUGUAUUUUUUAAAAUUUUGUUGACUCUAGUGGCCUUUAUUUUAGGGUGGUCAGACAGGAAAGUGAUUAAUGAGAAGGGGGAAGACAAAAGGUCAUCAGGCUGGGAAUUGUAUCUGUGAUGGCCGUGUCUACUUGUAAUUUUUUUACUUUUCUUUUCCCACGUGAAAAUACGUGUCCUGCUGUGAAAUGAGCGCAAUAAAAAGUUUAUAAGCAACUGAUAACUUUA